GUCCGACAAAUCGAACAAGAAACGGAAGUGAAGCAUGAGAAGAAAAAAAAAGAGAUGUUUUGUGUAUGAAGUUGGUUAAGCUAACAUUGACUUAUAUUGUCAUUGCAAGAAGAAGUUAAAGCGGACGAAUUGCUGAAGGAAGAACUUCCUUCUGUUCGAUAUUGUCCAACAUUAGAUAGUCCUCCUGGACUAACCCGUCUCUUUCUCUGAGAGCAGGAACGAAUUGUCAGCCAGGAUGGAUCCAGCUCUACUGAGGGAGAGGGAGCUGUUCAAGAAAAGAGCUCUGUCCACCCCAGCUGUAGAGAAGAGACAUACUGACUCACACAAGAGGAAGAAGCCCAAAGUUGACAAAGAGGGCUCCUCUGGGUCCAAACACAGCACUGAGUCCAGUAAUGGCAACAUUAACAUCAAGACGAGCUCCGGGUACAAGUUUGGCUGCCUAGCCAAGAUAGUCAAUUACAUGAAGACAAGACAUCAGAAUGGGGACACACACUGCCUGACCCUGGAAGAGAUUCUGGAUGAGACAAAACUUCUGGACAUCAGCAUGAAACAGAAACAGUGGCUCAUGACUGAGGCCUUGGUCAACAACCCGAAAAUUGACGUCAGGGAUGGCACGUACGGCUUCAAGCCCAAGUACAACCUUAAAGACAAGAAAGCCUUACUGAGGCUGCUGGACAAACACGACCAGCUGGGUCUGGGAGGAGUGCUGCUGGAUGACGUGGAGGAGGGACUGCCCAACUCAGCCAAGGCCAUCAAGAUUUUGGGGGAUCAGAUCAUCUUUGUGACAAAACCAGAUAAAAAGAAGAUCCUGUUCUACAAUGACAAACACUGUCAGUUUGUGGUGGACGAAGAAUUCCAGAAGUUGUGGAGGAGUGUUCCAGUUGACUCCAUGGAUGAAGAGAAGAUUGAUGAGUACCUGAAGAAACAAGGCAUCUCCUCCAUGCAAGAAACAGGACCAAAGAAAGUGUUACCAGUUCAAACGAGGAAGAAGCAAGGUGGGAGGAAGAGACACUUCAAGACCCACAACAACCAUCUGGCAGGUGUUCUGGAGGACUACUCAGAAGGUGUUCCUGUUAAGAAGUGAGAUCAUGUCCCCUCGCUGCUUCCAGUCCUCAGAGGAGUGAUGUAGAACCUGUAAAUUCAAAAUGGCUGGAGACGAAGACCCUGGUCACACUACAAUACAAAGACUUUUUCAUGGCUGUGUCAUCAAAACGGGCUUCUUUUCCACUCCUCUGUGGUCUUGUACUCCAAGGAGUGAAUAGAAACUGUUGUGGAAUCCUUGUUCUUUUUUUUUUUUAAUCAGUGAUAACUGGAGGACACUGGAGGAAAAGAGUACGACCAUUUAAGGACACGGGAUGCCCUUACAAAACCACCAUCCUUAAGGGGGGGGAAGAGAUUUCACUGCAACCUUACUGUUGAGAUGUAAAGGAGGUUGAAUACUAUUUUCUUCAUUUUAUUUAGUAUAUUGCAAUGAGGUGUGUGAGGAAGCUUUUAUUUUAAAAAGGGCAGCAGUCUUCUUCAGAGGGCAACCUUCCAUCCUUUUUUUUAUAGGAACAGCGGGACAGGCUUGUGUUGUGCAGUGCGUCACAUUGAGGUCUCAAUCAUGAAACAUCUUGGACAUUACUUCUUGUGGCUUUCCAAAGCAUUUACAUUCUUUCACUUUGCAGCAUUGUGGUUUAAAAUACUUUUUUGAACUUAUUUUAAUAAAUACACUGUUACUGGA
Molecule: messenger RNA, 1723 nt
Organism: Cottoperca gobio
Lineage: Eukaryota; Metazoa; Chordata; Actinopteri; Perciformes; Bovichtidae
Gene: gtf2e2
Product: general transcription factor IIE, polypeptide 2, beta
Exons: 8
Coding region: 236-1084 (282 amino acids)
Biological process (GO): transcription initiation at RNA polymerase II promoter
Cellular component (GO): transcription factor TFIIE complex
Molecular function (GO): TFIIH-class transcription factor complex binding
Source: RefSeq, a predicted model, not a curated record